Molecule: messenger RNA, 4061 nt
Organism: Bufo bufo (common toad)
Lineage: Eukaryota; Metazoa; Chordata; Amphibia; Anura; Bufonidae
Gene: ZBTB7C
Product: zinc finger and BTB domain containing 7C
Exons: 3
Coding region: 332-2113 (593 amino acids)
Biological process (GO): regulation of transcription by RNA polymerase II
Molecular function (GO): protein binding; RNA polymerase II cis-regulatory region sequence-specific DNA binding; DNA-binding transcription factor activity, RNA polymerase II-specific
Source: RefSeq, a predicted model, not a curated record
CUUUACCUUCUGAUCUGACGUGCUGAUGUUGUUGGGUGGGGGGACUAGUAGGGCUGUUUAGUAAGUGAUGUGACCAGAGUGCAAGCCAAAAUCUCAGUCCUAUCUGGAGCACCGUCUAACCCUAUGCGACAGGGUGUCUCGUCAGCUCCCUGCGUUGGAUUACUGUACGUAGCUCGGACUGCAGAGGGUUGAAACCAGUGAUUGCAAUCAAUCUGCUCCAAUGGGGUCAUAACUCCUGCACCACAGACCUACCAAGGUACCGUACCUCUAUCUGCAUCUUAAGAAAUCAUGGACACGACGAGGCUGGGGGUUCAGGAUCACUCAUGAGAACAUGGCAAGUGGUGAGGAAGAUCUGAUUGGUAUUCCAUUUCCUAAUCACAGCAGUGACAUCCUAUGUGGACUCAAUCAACAGCGACAUGAUGGCUUCCUCUGUGAUGUCAUCCUUAUCAUCCAGGACCAAGAGUACCGGACGCACCGAUCCGUUCUAGCAGCCUGCAGCAAAUAUUUCAAGAAGCUUUUCACCACUGCAUCAGUGGUUGACCAGCCAUACAUUUAUGAGAUUGACUUUGUUAAACCAGAUGCAUUUUCUGCCAUAUUGGAAUUUGCUUACACAUCCACGCUAACGAUCACCACGUCCAAUGUCAGACAUAUCCUGGACGCAGCUGAGAUGUUGGAGAUCCAGUGUAUCAUCAAUGUCUGCCUGGAAAUCCUGGAGGCACCAAGAGAAGGGGAAGAGGAAGAGGAGGAGAAGGAAGAAGAUGAUGAUGAAGAUGAUGAUGAGGAUGAAGAAGACACAAAAGACUUUGUCAACCAGGAGAACCAAAUUGAUAUUCAGGAAAGCAGCUGUCACCAAAGCCCUUCUGCAUCUGACCAUCCAGAAGAGACCUACCAUGGAUCUCAAAAGGACUUACCAACCCAAUACUCUUCCACUCAUAAUUCUUCUGGCCACCAAAGUGCUGUCAAGGACUUCUCCAUCGAGUCUUUGUUAAGUGAAGACUCCCAUCCCAAAAACACCUUGUCGGACAAAAGACCAACCAUUUCACAUUUUCUUCCAGGCUUCUUUCCACAGCUUUGGAAUGGAGAUCUGACAGCCUUUUCCCAACUCCAAGAGCAGCAGGUCGAUAUCGGACCUCUAAAUCUUGUCAUCAAAGAUAAAAAAAUUAAGGAGGAGGAGACCGAUGAGAUACCUGCUCUGCCCUUUCCCACUGAUUUCUUCAAAGACACAAUCCUGGACCAUUCCUCCAAACACUUUGGGCAGAUCAAGGCAGAAAUGGACUACAGUGCUUACCUUAGUUUUCUUAGCGCUGCUCACUUGGGUAUGUUCCCACCAUGGCCUUUGGAAGAAGAGAGAAAAAUAAAGCCAAAGGCUUCCCAACAAUGUCCAAUCUGUCAUAAAGUCAUCAUGGGAGCUGGAAAACUUCCAAGACACAUGAGGACGCACACAGGAGAGAAGCCAUAUAUGUGUAAUAUCUGUGAGGUCCGAUUCACCAGGCAGGACAAGCUGAAGAUCCAUAUGCGGAAACAUACCGGGGAGCGGCCAUAUUUGUGCAUCCACUGCAACGCUAAAUUUGUCCAUAACUAUGACCUCAAGAACCACAUGCGCAUCCACACAGGGAUCCGGCCCUACCAGUGCGAGUUUUGCUACAAAAGCUUCACCAGGUCCGAUCACCUCCAUCGUCACAUCAAGAGGCAGAGCUGUCGAAUGUCCAGGCCCAGAAGAGGCAGGAAGCCAGCCUACUGGAGAACCUCCAGUCUACUGUUUGCCCGCAACAACCGUCCGGAAGACGAGGCCUUUGUUAUGGUGCCUCCGAGCCUGGAGAGCGGCGGUAACCACAGGGCCAAUGGGACUAUUGGUGUACCAGGGCCUAGCCCAAAACAUCUACUUGAAGAACCUAAAAACAUUCUAAAUUUGCAAGACUUGGACAAACAGUAUGAGGACUCUCAACUGAAGCUUCUGGAGCGAACGCGUUUGGAGGCGGACAGACAUAGCGGACUGUACACGUUUUCUUUGGCACACAAUGAGAAUAUCUCCCCUCAGCCGUUCUUUGUCGGCGCCGGUGACCCUUGGAAUAUGACUUUGAAUCAUGCUCCACUUUCUGAUCCUAGUAACUAGAACCAAAAUAUUGGCUUCGAGGGGUCCCCACUUCAUGGAGGCAGCCAUGUUGUGGACUGUACCAAUGACAUGCACUUCCUGAUUGGCUGAACUCUCUCUGGACACAAUCAAUGGCUGCCAAAACCAUUGACCGGGUGGCCGGUCCACAUCUAUGAACCGACAUGCACGCUGCUCCACCCCUUGUAGAUGACUUUCUUUUUUUUCCCCAUGAGAUCUUUACAACUUUAUGGAUAUUGACGGUCGACUAAUCAUUCCAAAGAAGCACAGACACCAUAUAUAUGUAUAGUGUGACUAUAUGUAUAUUGGAGUAUAAUGUUCAUUUAUGCAUGUCAACUUUUUCUUCUAGUAAACUUUUUGACAUUAGCUGAAGACCCGGGGUCGUUAUUCAAGUGCCCUGGAGAGGCGAAAAAUGUAUUGUAAAAUUGGGUAGGGUGUUAACUAGUCAAAGGACUUCACACAAUGGGGCACAUUUAUAAAAGCUGUGGAGUAGAAAAUGAUGCAAAUGUAUAAAGCACCUGUCAGCAGGAUGCACCCUAAGCACAGUGAAUGAUGGGGUUUAUCCUGCUGAUUAAAAUGAUACCUGUCUUACGAAAAUCAGUUGUGAUGUUCCAGAGGAAAAAAAGACUUUUGAGGGCUUCAGUGCAUUGAAUAAGCUGAGGUGCACUGAAGGGGCUUAGCCCCACCCUGGGUGCACUGAAGGGGCUUAGCCCCACCCUGGGUGCACUGAAGGGGCUUAGCCCCACCCUGGGUGCACUGAAAGCCUAAUUUGCAUAAAGAACAAAAGUCUUUUUUUUUCUCAGGAAUGCCACAACCGAUUUUCACAAGACAGGUGUCAUUUUAAUCAGCAGGAUCAACCCGAUCAGGCAAUAUGUCUAAUUUUAUAAAGCACCCAUGUCUGAUCUUAUAGAGCACCCAUUUUAUAGCUGAUGGGUGUUUUUUAAGUAUGAUCUGCCACCAUUUUUACAUGUUUUCUGUAAUAGCCAGUAGUGUAACUUGAAACUUUUGGACCCCAAUGCAAAUGUUUAAGGGCCCUCCUUACCACCUACCAAGGGCCAUUUACAAUACUGGUGACUUCUUAUGUGUCUUUUGGGCCCCUUAAGCUCAGGGCCACUCAGCAUACUUACCACCAUUGGUAAAUUUAAGUCAUGUAAGCCCUGACCCAGGAACGCCCCAGCCCACUGGAAACACCCAAUUGUGAGUGGGACUUAUACAAGGGACUGCCUCUAAAAAAUAUAGGACAGUCCCUGCAAAUUUGGGUCUAUUGGCCACUAUUCCUCUGCAACCUCUAUAGCCAACUGCGUGAGCCCCAAUACAAAAUCGGGACCCCACCUAACAUGACCGAGGAUUUAAGUGUGACUGCUACCUCUGCACGCUCUAUAGCUACAGCCCUGGUCCUACAACUCCUGAAUGUCUUUGUUGCCCAUAGCAACUAAUCACAGAGUAGCUUUCAUUUUCUUGGAGCACUAUCAGAAAUGAAAGCUGCUCUAUGAUUGGUCGCUAUGGGCAACAACGACAGCUCUCCCUUUAGAAGGUUUCAUAAGUCUCUCCCAGUUUCCACUACCCUGACUCACUGCUGCCCCCUAGUGAUAUCAUCAUCAUGUCAUAUGACUAUGAUGGCCAAUCGUGUCACAGCCCUGUGCAACGUUUCUUGCUUUGGAUGAGGGUUUCCAAAUUCACUUCAUAACUUAUGGCAUUUUGGGAAAUUUGGUGCAGAACCAGAAAAAAAAUGAAUAAAAGCUACUUUUUAUAAAAGUGUCUCAUAGGCUGAUCCUGUGUGAACUCUGGAUGAUACAGUCCUAUCAAAUACACACUGGUCAUAAAUGGCACUCUAUUCGGGUUAAUUGGGGUAAGGAGGGGGGCUGACUCAAUUACCAGGGAUUCCUGCUUUAUUUCUGCCAACCCUUAGGCCUCUUUCACACAGGCGUUGCGGGAAAAGGUGCGGGUGCGU